GCGCGAGCGGCUUGAGUACUGAGUCGCCCCCGGCACCGCGCCCGGCAGCUAGGCGAGCAGAGGCGCGCGGCGGCCGAGCGGCAGCAGGGAGCUGGUUUAUAGCUCGCCACUGGUGGGGAGACACGAGAGCUUCAGUGGGCAGCAAGCGGCUGGAUCCAACACGCCCUCCCUUCCCCACGCCUGCAGCAAGGCCUACUCUGUCCUUGGAACAGCUUCUGUCAGGGCUGCAGCUGGGUGACUGCCUGACAACCGAGUCAGCCUGGCUUCCUCUUUCUCAGGGACGCGGAACCAGCCCUCCUGGCCAUGGGAGGGGCCGUGGUCGAAGAGGGCCCGACGGGCGUCAAGGCCCCAGAUGGGGGCUGGGGCUGGGCCAUCCUUUGGGGCUGUUUUGUCAUCACAGGCUUCUCCUACGCCUUCCCCAAGGCGGUCAGCGUCUUCUUCAAAGAGCUCAUACGAGAGUUUGGGAUAGGCUACAGUGACACAGCCUGGAUCUCCUCCAUCCUGUUGGCCAUGCUGUACGGGACAGGCCCGCUCUGCAGCGUGUGUGUGAAUCGCUUUGGCUGCCGGCCCGUCAUGUUCGCAGGUGGCCUCUUGGCGUCCCUGGGCAUGGUGUCUGCAUCCUUCUGUGGAAGCAUCAUCCAGCUCUACCUCACCACCGGGGUCAUUACCGGCUUGGGUUUGGCGCUCAACUUCCAGCCCUCACUCAUCAUGCUCAACCGCUACUUCAACAAGCGGCGCCCCAUGGCCAAUGGGUUGGCGGCAGCGGGCAGCCCGGUGUUCCUGUGCGCCCUGUCCCCGCUGGGGCAGGUACUGCAGGACCACUAUGGCUGGCGGGGUGGCUUCCUCAUCCUGGGUGGCCUGCUGCUCAACUGCUGCGUGUGUGCUGCACUCAUGCGGCCCCUGGAGGCGCCCCGACUGGGUUCAGGUUCGGGGCCUGGGCCCCAGCGGCCGUCCCGGAAGCUCCUGGACCUGAGCGUCUUCAGGGACCGCGGCUUUGUCAUCUAUGCCCUGGCCGCCUCCAUCAUGGUGCUGGGGCUCUUUGUGCCGCCCGUGUUCGUGGUGAGCUACGCCAAGGACCUGGGUGUGCCUGACACCCAGGCGGCCUUCCUGCUCACCAUCCUGGGCUUCGUCGACAUCUUCGCGAGGCCCACCGCCGGCCUCAUCACGGGGCUCAAGAAGGUGCGGCCCUACUCCGUGUACCUCUUCAGCUUCGCCAUGUUCUUCAACGGCUUCACCGACCUCACGGGAUCCACAGCCAGUGACUACGGUGGCCUGGUGGUCUUCUGCAUCUUCUUUGGCAUCUCCUACGGCAUGGUGGGGGCCCUGCAGUUUGAAGUCCUCAUGGCCAUUGUGGGCACCCAGAAGUUCUCCAGUGCCAUUGGCCUCGUGCUGCUGCUGGAGGCCAUAGCUGUGCUCGUUGGGCCCCCGUCGGGAGGCAAGCUCCUGGAUGCGACGCACGUGUACCAGUAUGUGUUUGUCCUGGCGGGGGUUGAGGUGCUGGCCUCCUCCAUUGUGCUCGUGCUGGGCAACUUCUUCUGCAUUGGGAAGAGGCCCGAGGCGGCCACGGAGGAGGAGCAUCACAAGCCCCCCGAGGACGUGAGGGUGGACUCUCGGGAGGUGGAGCACUUCCUGAAGACAGAGCCUGAGAAGAACGGGGAGGUCGUUCACACCCCAGAAACGAGCGUCUGAGCUGGGGGAGGCCAGCAGGGGUGGCAGGGAACUGGACAGAAACCAUCAACGCUCGUAUUUAUUUCACAAACAGGACUAGCUUGGGCGGGGCCGUUGGCUCCACGCCGGCCACCCGGGCAGCGGAUCAUCGCCCGAUCACAGUGUUUUUCAGGGUAGGUGGCAGGGUGGAAACGUGUCAUUCCAAGGUGGAUCUGUGGUGAAGCCAAGCCGUGAGGUUAUGAGCGGUCUGCACCAGGGACCCCACCUGCUCACCCCAGGGAGCCCGGUGCCCGCCGCUGGGCUCAAGGACCCAGAGACCCACACUUUGGAGACAACACGAUUUUAAUCAGGGGGCGGGGCCGGGGACAGCUGCGGAGUGGGCAGUGCCACGACAGGCCUCCCUGCGUGACCGUGAGCGCCCCAUCCUGCCGGGUCUCCCCAUGUGCCCCAGCCCACCCCUCUUUGAGCGUCCAGUGGACAAAGCUCCCUCCUUCACCUCUGAAGGUCUGAGAUAAACCUGCACGUGGGAGGCGCCGUCUCAGAAGGAAUAUCUUCCAGGAGCUUCAGGAGUUCUGCUCUACAUAGGGGCAGUAUUCUAACUGUUCACCCCAAAUCUCGCUCUCAACAAAUAGCCUGGUUAUUUUUACAAAGUGGUUUUGGUCCUUGUCAGCCAUGUCGGCCUUCUAAGCACUGCUGGUUCUGGACCCUGCCCUGAUGGACCCCAAACGGCUCGGAGUGUUCACACAGCACCCUGGUGGCUGGCAGGGAAGGGGCCACGCUGCAGGGGUGUGUCCACUGAAGCUGAGAUAUACGUGUGGUUUCUGUUCACUGGUGUGUGUUUAAAGAAAAUGAUCUGCCUGC
This is a messenger RNA of Mesoplodon densirostris (Blainville's beaked whale), 2529 nucleotides long. RefSeq names its product solute carrier family 16 member 3 (gene SLC16A3). The record is from RefSeq and is a predicted model, not a curated record. Gene Ontology annotation, biological process: transmembrane transport; monocarboxylic acid transport. Lineage: Eukaryota; Metazoa; Chordata; Mammalia; Artiodactyla; Ziphiidae. The transcript has 6 exons. Gene Ontology annotation, molecular function: monocarboxylic acid transmembrane transporter activity. Gene Ontology annotation, cellular component: membrane. The coding region runs from base 304 to 1689 and encodes 461 amino acids.